AUGGACAGAAGGUGGAUACAAAACCCGAACAGAUGCGCAGACGAAUACUUGGAUGGAAUCGAGGAUUUUAUUGAGUUUGCACGUAGACACAACCCGGGUGCAACUAGAAUCCGUUGUCCUUGUAGGAGGUGCAACAACACGUUAUGGGAGACAAUUGAAAAUCAUUUGGAACCUUCACGGGAACAAUUAGAGCAUGCUUCGUCUUCAAAUGCCACAAGAGUGGACAAUGUUCAACCUAUUGUGGAUGCUAAUGAUGAAGUCAUGGAUAUUAUACAGGAUGUUUUUCCAUUUGCAUCGACCAACAUGAAUCAAGAAGAGCAAGAUGAUGUGCCUACACCAAUAGACAGUGCGGAGUUUGAACAAUAUGAGAAAUUGUUAAAAAAUGCCAACCAAGAGUUAUACCCGGGGUGCGAGAGCUUUUCCGUUCUCACGGCCAUUGUGGAGCUAAUGCACGGAAAAAUAAAGUAUCGUAUGUCGAACCUGUGUUUCGAUUACUUUUUGGGGGUUUUCAAGAGAAUGCUUCCGACGGACAAUUUCGAAAGACCAUAA
Messenger RNA from Prunus armeniaca (apricot), 549 nucleotides. The record is from the annotation of a GenBank genome assembly. NCBI's taxonomy places the organism in Eukaryota, Viridiplantae, Streptophyta, Magnoliopsida, Rosales, Rosaceae.